GGGAACAGGGGCAGGGGCUGGGGUAGGGACAGCGACGACGACGACGGUGUCCGUCAGGUGAACGAAGACGCGAGCGUGCGAGAAACGUGCUCUCGCGCCCUACCAGGCGCCACCACGAAACAGGGGUUGAGUCUGGAUCUUAUUUCGGCCGAGCGCUCCAUACCUCGCAUCCAAAGUGGCUAAGAGCGUAAGUCCUCGUCGAGUGCACCAGGAGUGCUCGAGCGGCGGAGAGGUGCAGGUGCAGGUGCAGCAGGACCGACUAGCACCGAGGCGCAUGCCUUACCGGGGGCUCGACAGGACGACCCGGCUGUCCACCAUGUUUUACACGGUCGAAGUCGGGGACACCAGGUUCACUAUUCUCAAGCGAUACCAGAACCUGAAGCCGAUCGGCUCUGGUGCCCAGGGGAUCGUUUGCGCGGCGUACGACACGCUUACCGCUCAGAACGUGGCGAUCAAGAAGCUCUCGAGACCUUUUCAAAACGUGACGCACGCGAAAAGGGCCUACAGGGAAUUCAAGCUAAUGAAAUUGGUCAACCAUAAAAACAUCAUCGGUCUUCUGAACGCGUUCACGCCGCAACGAUCGUUGGACGAGUUUCAAGACGUGUACCUGGUGAUGGAGCUGAUGGACGCGAACCUGUGCCAGGUGAUACAGAUGGAUCUGGAUCACGAGCGCAUGUCCUACCUUCUGUAUCAAAUGCUAUGCGGCAUCAAGCACUUACACUCCGCCGGUAUCAUUCACAGGGAUUUGAAGCCGAGCAACAUCGUCGUCAAGUCGGACUGCACGCUCAAGAUCCUCGAUUUCGGGCUGGCGAGAACCGCCGGGACGACGUUCAUGAUGACGCCGUACGUCGUCACGCGGUACUAUCGAGCGCCAGAGGUGAUCUUGGGCAUGGGCUACAAGGAGAACGUGGACAUCUGGUCGGUCGGAUGCAUCAUGGGCGAGAUGAUACGGGGCGGCGUACUCUUUCCCGGCACGGAUCACAUCGACCAGUGGAACAAAAUAAUUGAACAACUUGGAACGCCGGCGCAGGAGUUCAUGCAGCGGCUGCAGCCGACGGUGAGGAAUUACGUGGAGAACAGGCCGCGAUAUCCUGGAUACCCGUUCGACAGGCUAUUCCCGGACGUGCUGUUCCCCUCGGACUCCUCGGAGCACAAUAGAUUAAAAGCCAGCCAAGCCAGGGAUCUAUUGUCGCGCAUGCUCGUCAUCGACCCCGAGCGACGCAUCUCCGUCGACGACGCUCUGCUGCACAAUUACAUAAACGUGUGGUACGACGAGGGCGAAGUCAACGCCCCGGCGCCCGGUCCGUACGACCACAGCGUGGACGAACGGGAGCACACGGUGGAGCAGUGGAAGGAGCUGAUCUACCAGGAGGUGAUGGAGUACGAGACGAGCCACAAUCCGGCGACGGUACCUCAAACGUCAGAGAGCGGCGGCUCCCGGUAGACACGGACCGCGGCCGGGUCUUCGUCAGCCGACUCUUCGAGGACGCAUCCAGACUGUCCGAUCUCUAUCGUAUAAAUAUAUCGCGGGAAUCGAAGGGAGAGUGACGACGAUACAGAAACUGUCUUGCGCGGCCACGUUGGAGAGAGGCGGGCGCCGCAGCCGCCGCCGCCGCCGUCGCCGCCGCCUCUGGCUUCUCCUUCGCGAGACGAACGAAUUAUAAAAAAAAAAGAAAAGAAAGAAAAAACGGUCCAGGCGGGGAACAUGCGAGACGAAUGAGCAGACGAGAGAAUGAACAACGGUUAGUUUUCGAGGAGCGCGCGCGCGCGUGUGCCUGUCGGAACACCGAGCGACGCGAUCACGACGACGACGACGACGACGACGUCGACGACGACGAGAAGCCGACAGAGAUUGAGAGAAAACCGAGAAAAACGUCCGGGAGCGGGAGAGAAAGAAACGAGGGUGCCGAUGCUCCGCCGGUUUUCGAGUCUCGGCGGCGAGAUCGACGAGCACACACCGGACGCGUAACCAUUGUAAUGUAAUAAUAUAUUCCCGCAACCAAAGCAUAGACGCGAUACAGAAGAUAACGCAACGUUCGACGUUGCUUUGCUCGAUCUUGCUCCCCUCUCCGAUCUUAAUCUCCCCCGUGCGAGAAACUCGCGUCCGUUCCCCGCGAUCGAGCUUAAGCAGAGAGAGAGAGACCCGACAGCGCGUCGUCGUCCGACUCUUCGUUUCCUUUCGACUAUUCCGCCCGUGUCGCGUACACCGACGCUUGCGUCUUGUUUCUUUUCUCUCUCAUCCUUUCUCUCUCUCUCCCCCUCUCUCUCUCUCUCUCUCUCUCAUACAUAUAAGCAUACACACAUAGACACACGUACAUAUUUUUCCUCUCUCUCUCUCUCUCUCUCCAGCUAUUUAUCCGUCUCUAUCUUAAUCCGAACCCCCGCUGUCGUCUCCGUCACCGUUCCACGCGCGAUUCGGUGAGAAGCGAAAGCCAGCGAGGAGGAAAGAAAGCAUUACUGCCAUCGGAUCGUCGAAUCGAGUCGAUCGGCUCGCGGCCGACUCGAGCGAUCUCGUCGAAGAACACGCCGGGCCGAUCUCGAAGCGUCCUUUGCGUCCUUGCGCGGCAAUAUCUAUUUUUCGUAUCGUCCUUAGAAUUCGGGAACAAAUCCGCGAUUAAGAAGAUAAAGAAAAACGAAAAUCUGGCGGGAGGCGGCGCGACGAGAUCGCGACGGGGCUCUCGCGAUCCUGCUCGCGCACAUAUCACCGCGAUCAUGCUCGCGCGAUCAUCCUGUUCGCGUUCGAUGACGGUGAUGGCGACACGCGCGCGACGGCAACGCGUCGUCGGCCUCGCACCACCGUUUCGCAGGGCUCGCAGCUUCGCGAGAAGAACGGGACACCCUCUGUUCCGUGGCGACGACCAAGCCACGCACACACAUACACAUACACACACACGCGCGAAACAGUUUUCUACGUGGAACCUCCGUGUAAAGCGUCCGACAUACAGGGUGUGCGGCGAGCACCGAAAUGGCGCCCGACGAGCCAAAGUCCCCGUUUCAAUAAAAACGAACGAAACAAAACACAAGAAAGAAAGAAAGAAGGAAGGAAGGAAAAAGAGUCCGUUCAAAAAGUCCCGAGUCCGAGAACAUUCGAUGCACCGCGAUCGGCCGAGAUCGAAUCGGAACGAGAACAAUCGUGUAUUUUUAUAACGCAGAAACCACCCCCCGCCCCGCCCCACCUCUUUGCGAUACCGCACGCGGCACUGCGCGCGCGCGCGCGCGUGCUUUUUACGUCUGAUAUUUUCUAUACCGCUAACUUUGUAAGAUGAUGCGUCGCGUUCUGUCCGACAUUGUUGCAAACGAUAUUGUAUUCCCCAGGGGGAGGAGAAGGAGGAGGAGGAGGAGGUGUAGGAGGUUACGAACGGGGGGGAAGAAGGAGAAACGGAGGGGGGGACGGAGCGGAUAUCGGCGACGGUGUACACUCUCUACCACCUGUCUCUCUCCAGCUUCUUUUCCGUUGUCGCUUCUCGCGGUCGCAUCGUUCCGGUGGCACACGGUCUCUCCUCGAAUCUUCGCUGUCGACGACGAUCCGCGAAAAAAGAAGAAAAAAAGAAAACGGCAAUAAACGUACGGCGGCACGCCGAGAAUGUAUAUCCACCGAUCAUACCACACGCAGGACAACGCGAGAUUCGUUCCACGAGUUCGAUCCCUCGUUCGCGCAAGAGCUUCUCUUCUCUCUUUUCCCUUCUCGCCGAUGUUUUGCGCGAACAAGGAUCUCUCGCGUCGGACCCGUUCGACUCUUUUGCUCUCUCGCGAGACCGUUC
This is a messenger RNA of Megalopta genalis, 3761 nucleotides long. It is a transcript of the gene bsk, whose product is annotated as mitogen-activated protein kinase dJNK. Gene Ontology annotation, biological process: protein phosphorylation. Lineage: Eukaryota; Metazoa; Arthropoda; Insecta; Hymenoptera; Halictidae. Gene Ontology annotation, molecular function: ATP binding; MAP kinase activity. The record is from RefSeq and is a predicted model, not a curated record.